GCUCAAAUUGCUCAUCGACGACCCAAGAGCUUUGCCUCCGGUGGUGCAUUUCGUCUCCGGCACUCCACGAUGCAGACAACAACGGGUCCAACUACCAGAUCACGGUCACAGCAUGGACGACCUCCGCCUAGCAACUUACUAAGGUCGAGCAAGCGGGCGUCCAAAGGUGAAGUGAUUAUGGAAGAUCGGACCAGAAAUUUCAAUGAGAUAAGGGACCAAUCGGAGAGUACGAUGAUCAAAAGCUCGACAUCCAGUUCUGUGGCAAACGUACCCAACACUGACUAUCCUCGAGAUUGGCUCAUCGAGGCAGUCAAUAUAAUAAACACACUAGCUAAAGAGAUGGCUUUGCCUACACGUGCGCACCUUAAAGCGUGUGAAGCCUUGAUGGGGAAGAUGGGGAAGAAUGUGGCGAAGGUGUUCGUCCACAUGACCGAUGCUUGUCGGAAAGACUGGCUGAUGGAUUUCCUUUCUCCCAACUUCGAUUGAUAUAGUUGACUGUGUUUAUGUGGGAAAUUCACUAGACUCUUGGAUAUUUAAGCUUAUAUUUAUGCCUGGACCUAUCAAAUGUUUUUG
Messenger RNA from Alnus glutinosa, 573 nucleotides. RefSeq lists its product as uncharacterized. The record is from RefSeq and is a predicted model, not a curated record. Lineage: Eukaryota; Viridiplantae; Streptophyta; Magnoliopsida; Fagales; Betulaceae. Bases 70 to 486 code for a protein of 138 amino acids. The transcript has 2 exons.